CAAAUUGCAGCAUCCGCAUAGCCAAUUACAAAGGGCUAUGUAUUUCUCGCCUGGCUGAACAAAAAACCAAUUUCAACUUUAAUAAAAUCAAAUUUCCUACCGCGUUCAAUGGGAGUAACAGCAUGCUGCUGCUGUAGCAGCAAAGAUGCUGCAAUUACUAUUGGAAUAUGGUCACUUGUCUACGCAUUGGCGUCACUUCUACUAUUCGGGUGGCAAACAGGUGUGCUUAAUCACUGCCGCGUGGUCACAAUGGCCCAGUCCAAUUUGCAGUGCGAAUGGGAUUGUCCAUGUGUUGGUGCAUCCUCAAAACGCACGUCCGCUAUUAUUGAAGGCCUCUUCGUAAUCCAAGUGCUAUGUCUCAUCGCCGCUUUCUUUCUGGUUUUUGCUUCGGCUGCCAUGAUCUAUGGUAUCCAUACAUGGUCAAAGUAUCUCGUGUGGCCGUGGUUCCCAGUUAUGUUGUCUUCCAUACUUGCCACGUUGGCAUAUUGUAUCAUGUGGUGGUGCGGUGAUGUGAGAAGCUAUUGGCUGGCAAUUACUAUCAUUGAAAUAAUCGUCGUGUUUAUUAAUAUCUACUGCGUAGUGGUGGUUAUGAUGUACUACCGACGCAUCAACGCCACCACUGAUGAGUACGAGGGCAAAGAUCGGAGAGGCGUACGAUAUAAGAUAAAUCGAAUGGGUAAUAGUAGGCGUGAUCUGCUUGAUUCUUAUGAUGAUAAUGUUCAUCGGAGCCCGCCAAUGAAGUACAAACCUUUGGCACAACCGUACCCAGUGUUCCCGAGCUACUCCCGCGCGGGGGUUCCACAGACUCCAAUCCCAUUGCCGCCUACACAAAUCAACACUCCUUACCCUAUUGAUCCAAUGGAAGUUCAAUUCACCGUACAGCCAAAGGUUAAGAACCUUCGAGAAAUGGACGAGGAUCACGUGGGAUCAUGGGUUCGAGACCAACAGUCGAUAGCGUUGCUUUCAGACCGGGGACACGAGGCAAGAAGUGAGCCGAUCACUGUGAGCAAACUUGUGCAGCCGACCACUUUGAAGCACUCGCGAUCAGUACCGUCGUUGCACGGAGGGACGUUGGUGUCGCAUAGAGAUUGUGAACAUCGAGAUGAUAAACAUAGAUCCUCCUCCCGCCGACGAAAAUCUCGGAGCCGCCACGAAUUUGACGGAUACUCCUCCGAAUCCGAUCCCUCCGAUUUCAGCCGGCACCAACGGCAUCGAUCGAACAGUAAACGGCGACAAAGAAGUCGGUCAAGGUAUGACGACUCUGUUUAUGAUUCCGAGGCGGAUAGGGAAAGGGAGAGAGAGAGGCGAAGAUCGAAAAGAAACAGACAAGGUGGCAGUCAGAGGAGCUCGUCUAAGAAGCAUCGAGAUGAUCGGAGGGAUCGUGAUCGGGAGAGAGACAGAAAUGAUCGGGACAGAAAUCGUGAACGGGAGCGAGAAGAAAGAGAACGAGAGAAUCGAGACAACGAACGAGGGAGACGAGAGAGAGAAAGUGAGGCUCCAAGACGCCGGAAGGAAGAUGACCGACGAAGUCGUCACCAAGAUUCUCAAGAAGCCUCUGGAGGAUCUCAGGAAAUGUCAUUCCCGUUGUCCGGAGGCAUCACAAUUCCCCAACACAUAGUGAUCCCUCCAUCGUCUGGAGAACGAGGCCCGGACGGGAAACCAGUACCUCAAAAGUAUCAAAUCAACUCAGAAAUUACAAUUAACUAUGAUCAUAAUGGACGACCGGUUGUGGGGCCCAGAGAUCCACUGCCUACUAUUGAGGAGCCAUUUAGGAGACGUCAACCACUUCCAAUCCAAUCAACGUUCUGAAUGAAUCUGCCGAUCUCAGCAAAUCUCGUCAUUUUUCUUCCGAUAUUCCAAGAAAUUUAUAGCAAUAAAGAAAUGAAUUGUAUAUACCUGCUACUCAUCACUGUCAUUACGCAAUUUUUAAAAUCCUGACUCUUUAUAUUCUUUAUUUGAUGUUUAAAUAAUGUCAAUAAACGUUUUAUAAUAUACGAGAAA
Messenger RNA from Caenorhabditis elegans, 2001 nucleotides. It is a transcript of the gene W06F12.2, whose product is annotated as Zinc finger protein. The transcript is spliced from 10 exons. Lineage: Eukaryota; Metazoa; Nematoda; Chromadorea; Rhabditida; Rhabditidae. The coding region runs from base 109 to 1809 and encodes 566 amino acids. The record is from RefSeq and is marked reviewed.